AUGUUUGUCGACUACGAAAAGAGUCGUGGCAGCUACAUCGUAGACGCGGAUGGAAACAGAUUUCUGGACUGCUUUGCUCAGAUUGCGUCAAUUCCAGUUGGAUACAACAACCCUCGUCUCGUGAAGGCGGCUCAAAGUCCUGAGAUGAUCCGCGCGCUGGUCAACCGUCCUGCCCUUGGGAGCUUUCCUCCCACUGACUGGCUCGAGACACUGCGGCAGGGAAUCCUCAAAGCUGCACCCCCAGGCUUUGACCAGGUCUUCACCUCUAUGAAUGGUUCCGAUGCCAACGAGUCUGCCUACAAGGCAGCUUGUAUGUGGAAGGCCCAGAUGGACCGGGGAGGACCCGGGGUCGACUUCACGCCUGAGGAAAUCGAGUCUGCGAUGCUGAACAAAGCCCCUGGAAGCCCAAACUACUCCAUUCUCUCUUUCAAGGGUGGAUUCCACGGUCGUCUCUUUGGCAGUCUUGCUACCACCCGCAGCAAGCCGAUCCACAAACUCGACAUCCCGGCCUUCGAUUGGCCCUGCGCACCCUUUCCAAAGCUGCGCUACCCGCUCGAGGAUAACAUCCGCGCCAACGCCGAAGAGGAAGCUCGAUGCCUCGAGGAAACCGAGAGGCUUAUCACAUCGUUCCACAACCCCGUGGCGGCAGUUGUGGUGGAGCCCAUCCAGUCUGAAGGCGGCGAUAACCACGCCUCGCCAGCGUUCUUCCAGUGUCUUCGUGAAAUGACUCUCCGCCACAACGUUAUCUUCAUCGUCGACGAGGUCCAAACCGGUGUGGGAGCUACCGGCAAGCUGUGGGCCCAUGAGCAUUGGAACCUCAGCCAGGCUCCCGACAUUGUCACCUUUUCGAAAAAGGCCCAGGCAGCAGGCUACUUCUUCCGCGACGCCGCCCUGAGACCAAAUAAGGCGUACCGCCAAUUCAACACAUGGAUGGGCGACCCCUCCAAGGCCAUCAUCAUGCGCGCCAUCUUGGAAGAGAUUCAACAGCACGAUCUGGUGGCGCGGACGGCACAAACCGGCGAAUAUCUCUAUGCCGGACUGGCCAGUCUUGGGCAGAAGUUCCCUGAUCAGAUACUCAACCUCCGAGGUAAGGACAGAGGCACGUUCAUUGCAUUCGACAGUCCUCACCGAGACGACGUGGUCCGCCGAUGUAAGCAGAAAGGCGUCAACGUCGGAGUCAGCGGCGAGCAAGCGAUAAGACUGAGACCCAUGCUCAUCUUUGAAAAGCAACACGCUGACAUUCUCUUGAACACCUUGGAAUCGGUUUUGAGAGACGUAAUAGCACGGCCUGUUGCUUUUUAA
Exophiala xenobiotica is the source of this 1302-nucleotide messenger RNA. Its product is annotated as 4-aminobutyrate aminotransferase. Gene Ontology annotation, biological process: GABA catabolic process. Bases 1 to 1302 code for a protein of 433 amino acids. The transcript has 5 exons. NCBI's taxonomy places the organism in Eukaryota, Fungi, Ascomycota, Eurotiomycetes, Chaetothyriales, Herpotrichiellaceae. Gene Ontology annotation, cellular component: mitochondrion. Gene Ontology annotation, molecular function: pyridoxal phosphate binding. The record is from RefSeq and is a predicted model, not a curated record.